This is a messenger RNA of Acanthopagrus latus (yellowfin seabream), 6838 nucleotides long. It is a transcript of the gene pde8b, whose product is annotated as phosphodiesterase 8B. Bases 3280 to 5889 code for a protein of 869 amino acids. Gene Ontology annotation, biological process: signal transduction. Gene Ontology annotation, molecular function: 3',5'-cyclic-AMP phosphodiesterase activity. NCBI's taxonomy places the organism in Eukaryota, Metazoa, Chordata, Actinopteri, Spariformes, Sparidae. The transcript is spliced from 22 exons. The record is from RefSeq and is a predicted model, not a curated record.
CAGAACUUUUACUUCUCAUACUUGAAGUAAGAAUUGCUGAUGAUACUUCAGUUCUUCUUGUAGUGAAGUGGAGUAAAUUUAUAUUAAUUUAGAAUCUGAAUACUUCCUUCACUGAUGCAGUGAAGGAAGUAUUCUAAAUUCAGAUGUGUCUGUCGUGUUUGUUUACAGUCGAUUAAAUCAUUUCUGUGGCUGCAGAGCGUUUUGAUUAAAGGAGCAUUACGUAGAUUUGGAGGAGAAAUUCGAACUCAAGAGUUUAGGUUUUCUAAGAUGGCAGGAGAGACACGAAGAGACUCGACUUCUUCUUACAAUCGAUAAAUCCUCCAGAAAGUGUUUCAGCUUCUCGUCUGGACUUGUUCUUGUUGCAUUGAUACCUUUAAAUCUUUGAUUCCCGCUCUGCAGAUGUUUUUAUUGAUUUUACUUAAUAUUUAUUUUACUCUUCCAUGAUGAUCCAACACUUUAUUAACAUCUUCUGUUUCCUGCAGAGUCCUUUAUUCCACUGAUUUCACUCUUACUUUAUUUUACUGGUCCGUCUUCGUGUCUUCAUGUCUCUGUUCUGAUUUCAUGUUCUCUGUGCUGAUCGAUCCGAUUGAUCCUGGAUCAUAGGAGACAUACUGAGGUGAUUGUUUGACAUGAGAUCAACGUGAUCUCAGUGUUUGUGAGUUUUUUGCGACUGACUUUGAAAGAAACAGAUUUGUUGAUGAUACAAAAGGACAAACAGUUAUUAUCAUUAUCUCACCGCCUGCCAGGUAAUUCUUCACCUAUUGAUUAACUGUUUAAUCUGUGGGAAAUAUUAACGAUCCACUGACUGAUCACAACUUGAUUAUCAAUCAGUUGUUUAAGAAAAACAAAAUAAAAAGAGUUUUUAACAGUUUGUGAAACUGUCUCAGUUUAAUUUUAUAAACAAACGAGAACGUCAGCGAGAAGUUUGAUUAUUUCUGUACAUUUAUUAUAAUUAUUCUCUUUCUCAAUAAUAUAUAUAUUUGCUCUGUUACUUGUUGGAUUCAUGAAACUGAAAGUACUGGAUGAGAUCAGUCUGACGGCAGUCUCAGUUCAGAGGAGAAACACUGGACCAGGACUCAACACAGACCGAGAGAUCGAUGUUCUGACCCGGAUGAAGCGACAGAACAUGUUGGAAGUGACAGCUGAUCAUUAACAGGAGCAGAGGGAGGCUUCACACGGCUGUCUGGACGGUUUCAGGUUGAAACUUUUAAUCCAACCUCAUGAAUUUAAAACUAUUCCUCAUGUCACAGUCUGAGGAAGAAGCUGCGCUGAUGUCCGGUGAAGUUAACAACAAAAAAAAAGUUCCCUGAAGCUGCUUCAAGUCAUUUUUCAUGGAAAACAUGCUGAAAUGUUUCUGGUCCAACUUUCUCACCUGUGAAUAUUAUUUGGAUUUGUGUCAUAUAUGACAGCAACAGCUUGUCUUUAGUUUCUGUUUCUAUAGGACGACUGUGAAAGCAGCUUAUAGAGCGCUGGGACCUUCAUUUGGAUCAGACGUGUUCAGUAGUCGACCGAGAGACAAAAAGAUGUUUGAUCCUGUUUGUGUCGUGAAUCACACAUGGUGUCAAUAAAGUUUGUUGUGAUUAAAGUGAAACUUCAUGCAGUUGUGUGUGUCUCAACACCAACGUGGAGCCAACACCGUUCAGAAAAGGUCGUGAACGAGAUGAACGUCACAAUAAAUCUGCUCAUGUUGACGACUGCAGAUCUGGUUCUGGUUCAGUUCUGUGAGCUGCUGAUAUACAGGAGCAGCUCGACAGUGGUGAAGUCAGGAGACGACUGUCGGCUGAGUCGUCGUCUUUAUAAUAACGUAUCUUCAGUCUGAUGACAAACAAACAUCAUGUGUGAGAUUAAUCACACAAUUCAAACAGGAUCAAUAAAUGAUCCGUCUCUCUUCAUCACCGCUGGUUCUGGUGACUUCAGCUCUCUGUUAUGAUCCAUAUUCAUGUUUGUUGUUGGACGGUGACCUCGAGUGGACGUAGUGAUUGUUAUGGCUGCAAAGGAGGAAGUCAGGUGGCGUAGUCGGCUCAUCGGGAGGAGGACGGGGUGGACAGUUGGGUCGAACAAGCGCCGGACUUGGAUGCAGGAGACAGCAGCUCAUGACAGAACUGCAGUGAUGGUGCUAACAGUCCAACCUAGUCAGUCGGUUUUGGUUCUUGAGAUUUGGAUCACCAGCCGCCACCGCACCAGGUCAGCUGAGCCGGACUCACUCUUCUUCAUCACCUCGGCUCAGUUUUGAUCUAAACCAUAGAUCUAAAUUCUGACUUAUUUCCCGCCACGCAAAGUGAUGACGUCUCAUCAGGAUCCUGUGGUGGUAAAAUGUACAGACUGGUGGUCCAGGUAACAUCACGUCACCUCUGCGCUACCUGCUGCUCGCUUCUGUUGACUGUUUCUGGUGUCGUUUCUGGUUUCUGGAGUGAAACAUGACGUCAGAUAAAAAUCACAGUCUUGUCUGCAGGAAGUGGGAAUGUGGUCUUUGAAAAAAAAACCAUGUAGACCUGCUGAUUGUGGUGGAAAAGCAGCAUUAGUUGAUGGUCUUUGUUCUGAUGGCCUCUUCUGACAAGUCCACGGUCAGAGGUCAGACCAGAACCGACCCAACAGAGACGAUCUCUGAGAGUCUUUAUCAUGAGAUCUAUGAAUAGAGGCAGAAGGAGGAGGUGGGAGGUGGAUUUCCAUCGAGCCUCCGUCACCCUUGACAGCAUCGUGUCUCAUUCAGGACAGAGAGGCUUUAAACGACCCCUGGAGUCCGGAGGAGGGCCCUGGGAGACCGGAGGGGUCGUGAUGGAGGGAUGAGAGAGAGAGAGAGAGAGAGAGACACUGAGAGAGAGAGGGAGAGAGAGAGGGGGGAUGGACCGCAGCCAAUCAUCGACAAGCAGAAUAAACUGGAGUGGAGACAGAGAGGAGAUUUCAUAAAGACGAGCAUGAUGUCUCAGAGGAGGACCGAGGACAGACACGACGGACGGAUCCGGAUGUGAAGGAGGAGGUGAUGAGGAGCAGCCAGGUGGUUCCGUCCAGACUCUCAUCUCGUUCAGCGGGUGGUACAGGCCGUCAGGAAGCCGAACAUCAGAGCCUCAGUGCUGGAUGUGAUCCCAGCGUGAAUUAGAGACACCUCCCCUCCGUCCCUUCAUGUGCUCAGACGGAGGUGUGCGGAGGAGAGCCCGCGGCCGAUGCCCGGAGAAAACCGCCGGCUGUGUGCAGGCAGCUGCGGCCGACAGGAAGGUGGUGGUACCCGAGCGAUUCUCCUCUGCGCCCCGGCUCCGGCUCCGGCUCCGGCACCGCUGAGGAAUGGGCUGCGCUCCCAGUAUCCACGUCUCUCAGAGCGGGGUGAUCUACUGCCGAGACUCGGACGAGUCCAACUCCCCGCACCAGACCACCACCAUCUCUCAGGGCACCGCGGCCACGCUGCACGGGCUCUUCAUCAAGACCGACGCGGCGGAGACCAUCCCGUCCGUCAUCACCUACCAGAACCGACACUCCCGCAACAACUCGUGCCGGGAUCGGAAGGAGAACAGCGGGGGACACGUCCGCAUCGAGGCCGAGACGCAGACCAGCCACACCAGCGUCAAGGUUUCAGCCACAGAAGAAUGUGUAGGACCCAUGAGACUGACUCAGGAGCCCAUCCAGGUCCUGCUGGUGUUCGCCAAGGAGGACAGCCAGAGCGAUGCCUUCUGGUGGGCCUGCGACCGCGCCGGCUUCAGGUGUAACAUCGCACGGACGCCUGAGUCUGCCGUCGAGUGUUUCCUGGACAAGCACCAUGAGAUUAUAGUCAUUGAUGGACGUCACUCGCGCUACUUUGAGCCUGAAGCUGUGUGCAGGUUGAUCCGCGCCACAAAGCCCUCUGAAAACACAGUUAUUCUCGCCAUUGUGCCACAAAGGCCGGCUGACCAGGAGGAGCCGUCUGUUCUUCCUCUCCUCUGUGCUGGAUUCAGCAGAAGGUUUGUGGAGAACAGCAGCGUGUCAGCCUGCUACAAUGAGCUCAUACAGAUCGAACACGGAGAGGUGCGCUGCCAGUUCAAACUCAGGGCUUGUAACUCUGUCUUCACUGCGCUGGAGCUCUGUCAAGAGGCUGUGGAGAUCACCAGUGAAGACCACAUAAUACAGUACGUGAACCCAGCGUUUGAGCGGAUGAUGGGCUACCACAAGGGGGAGCUGAUCGGGAAGGAACUGACUGAACUCCCCAAGAGCGACAAGAACAGAGCCGACCUGCUGGACACCAUCAACACCUGUAUCAAGAAAGGAAAGGAGUGGCAGGGUAUUUACUACGCCAGAAAGAAGUCAGGCGACAGCAUACAGCAACACGUGAAGAUAACACCUGUCAUCGGCCAGGGGGGGAAGAUUCGUCAUUUUGUAUCCAUCAAGAGGCCUCAUAUAGACAACAACAAUCAGGUCCACAAGUUCAACAAGGAAGAGCGAUGCAGCGGGGAACAUUCUCAGUCAGAGUGUCAUUCUCUACGUCACCGGGACAGGAGGAAAGAUUCAAUUGACGCCAGAUCGCUCAGCUCUCGUGGUAGUGACGCUCCCAGUUUACAGAAUCGAAGGUACUCCUCCGUCGCCAGGAUUCACUCCAUGACUAUCGAGGCUCCCAUCACCAAGGUAAUAAACAUCAUCAACGCAGCCCAGGAGAGCAGCCCGGUGACGGUAGCCGAGGCUCUAGAUCGUGUGCUGGAGAUCCUGAGAACCACCGAGCUCUACUCCCCUCAGCUCGCCUCUAAAGAAGAUGACCCCCACACCAACGACCUGGUCGGGGGGCUCAUGAGUGACGGCCUGCGGAGACUCUCUGGGAAUGAAUAUGUCUUCUGCAAAAAUAUGAGUCAGAGCCAGCUGGCUAUCCCAGUCACCCUGAAUGACGUCCCCCCGUCCAUCGCUGAGAUGCUGAAUGAUGAGGAGUGCUGGGAGUUCAACAUCCUGGAGCUGGAGGCAGCAACACACAAGAGACCGCUGACGUACCUCGGGCUGAAGAUCUUCACCAGUUUCGGCGUGUGCGAGUUCCUGAACUGCUCGGAGGCCACGCUGCGCUCCUGGCUGCAGCUCAUGGAGGCGAGCUACCACGCCUCCAACUCCUAUCACAACUCCACGCACGCCGCAGACGUGCUGCACGCCACUGCCUACUUCCUGCGCAAAGAGAGAGUCAAGAGCAGUCUGGACCAGCUGGACGAGGUAGCAGCUCUGAUCGCAGCCACGGUUCACGACGUGGACCACCCGGGCCGGACCAACUCCUUCCUAUGUAACGCCGGCAGCGAGCUGGCGAUCCUGUACAACGACACGGCCGUGCUGGAGAGCCACCACGCUGCGCUCGCCUUCCAGCUCACCGUCCGAGACAGCAAGAGCAACAUCUUCAAGAACACCGACAGGAACCAGUUCCGGACGCUUCGACAGGCGAUUAUCGACAUGGUGCUGGCCACGGAGAUGACGAGACACUUCGAGCACGUCAGCAAGUUCGUCAACAGCAUCAACAAGCCGAUGGCGGCCAUCGAAGAGACCAGCACAAGUAGCAUGAACAGCGACUGUGACGGUCAGGCCAACAUCAGGAACUCUCCAGAGAACCGGCUGCUGAUUAAGAGGAUGUUGAUCAAGUGUGCAGAUGUGGCGAACCCCUGCAGACCGCUGGAGCUCUGCAUCGAGUGGGCAGGACGGAUCUCUGAGGAGUACUUUGCACAGACGGAUGAGGAGAAGAGACAGGGGCUGCCCGUGGUGAUGCCGGUGUUUGACAGGAACACCUGCAGCGUGCCCAAAUCUCAGAUCUCCUUCAUUGACUACUUCAUCACCGACAUGUUCGACGCCUGGGAUGCCUUCGCCUGCCUGCCGGGCCUCAUGGAGCACCUGUCGGAGAACUACAAGUACUGGAAGGGCUUGGACGAGAUGAAGUGUAAGAGUCUGCGUCCUCCUCCUUCCUGACCGACUCCUCGUCGCCUCCGUCGCUCUGAGCGGGCGGGACAGACGGUGCGGCCCUCGCUGGAACAAUGAAGUCUCUUCAGCUGUGAUUCGACGGAGCUCUGUGGCCUCCCAGGCGACCCUGGACUCGGGCGAUGCGGGCAGAGCGGACAUCACCGUCUGACGGACGCUGAGACGCGUUUCCAUCUCAAAUCACAGCCUCUUUUCUGGUGUGGAGCCGGUGAGGAGUCGGAGGAGAACAGGUUGUCAUUUGAGGGCCCCGUCGACUCUCUGUUGCCACUUUUUACGGCCCUGUUAAGUAUUCCUAAUAGCACCUGUGUGGACCUCACCUGACAAUCUGUACCAUACAGUAUGACACACCACAAACCUGCACUUUAGCUAAUCGGGACGUUUUCAGUUAGAGCUCCUUUUGAUGUUUUUGCUUUUCAGUCUGUAUCUUUAUUUUCAUCCUGCAUCUGUCUGAAGCACCGGCUCUUCAGAACUCCCUCUUCAAACCACCAACAUGUGAAGGUGCUCAGCUGGACUGAUUCACUCUACGGAGCUGUGAUCUGACUGACACUUUGACUCGUGUCUGGGACCAAAUCCUGAACAAUCCAUCCUGUCGGGCCCCGAACAGAGAGAACUAGCUCCAGAGACGGUUCCAGGGUCCAAUCAGGGGGGAGAACCGGCCAUCUUUGGUGACGAUUGCUGGAUUCAAAGAUUGUGUAGCUGGUGGAGAAAUAUGUCACCCAGAAAUCUACUGUUACAGUAACGUCCUCCACGUCAUCGUCCUCUGAGCUCUGUGAAAGCAGUCGGUGGAGAUUUUUGUCAAACUCGUACGUCAGAACGUUUCCUCCUCCACCUGCUGAUGGAAAGUCAGGCGAAGUUUGGUCACUGCAGACUGUGAUCACAGCAGACGAGCUGGAGGAGGAGAGGAGGACUUUAUAUCUUCAGGAGAACAGGAGGACUUUAU